AUGACUCUACGAAUGCUCCCGUCUACCAUGUCUUCGCAAAUGUUUCCGCGACUCCUUUCGUUCUCGCCCGCCGCUGGUCAAUGGUCUCGGUCCCUGCAAAGCUCCUCCGUUCUAAACCAAACCCUCUUCAGACCCGUUGGGUUGUCGUUGACCAUUCCGGGUCUGCUUUCUGAUAUUUGGGAUUCUGUUCUGCGUGCUGUACCGAAGAAAAAGGUCUCCCACAUGAAGAGACGCCAUCGCCAAAUGGCUGGCAAGGCUCUAAAGGAUGUGAAGAAUCUCAAUACGUGCUCGGGUUGUGGACAGGUGAAACGCGCACAUAUUUUGUGCCCACAUUGUGUAGCGGAUAUCAAGAAGCAGUGGGGUAAGACCCAAACGGCAUGA
Aspergillus chevalieri is the source of this 381-nucleotide messenger RNA. RefSeq names its product mitochondrial 54S ribosomal protein bL32m. Gene Ontology annotation, biological process: translation. The coding region runs from base 1 to 381 and encodes 126 amino acids. NCBI's taxonomy places the organism in Eukaryota, Fungi, Ascomycota, Eurotiomycetes, Eurotiales, Aspergillaceae. Gene Ontology annotation, molecular function: structural constituent of ribosome. The transcript has 2 exons. Gene Ontology annotation, cellular component: mitochondrial large ribosomal subunit. The record is from RefSeq and is a predicted model, not a curated record.